Molecule: messenger RNA, 485 nt
Organism: Macrosteles quadrilineatus (aster leafhopper)
Lineage: Eukaryota; Metazoa; Arthropoda; Insecta; Hemiptera; Cicadellidae
Exons: 3
Coding region: 90-446 (118 amino acids)
Source: RefSeq, a predicted model, not a curated record
UAUAACCUGAAAUUGAGAAAGGUUCUCUCAAAACUAAAGUAUUUAACUAAGUUUGGCGUUUUUGAAGAUUACUUCUAGAGAAUUCAAACAUGACCCAACCAAUAACCCCAUCUGAUCUAAGCUUUUUCGAAAAGGAAUCUCGACGUAGAAGACAGGUAUACGAGGCGCGCAGAUCGUAUGGAGGGCCGCGAAGCAAAUGGCUUCCGGGACCUGUAAUGCAGGAGAGAAUCAUCAACGGAGUGAAGCUCAGCGUGUGGAUGUUCAUAGCGAUCGCAGUUAUGUCCUACUUCAUCAUCAAAAAUACUAAAGGGGAACUGGAGGAUCCUAGCAACAGCUUUCAGGAUCACACAAGACAAAUUAUAUUCAAGCCCAUCACCCAAGAGGAUUAUAUACCGGCACCUGAAGCGCAGAAGCAAAAAGCAAAAGUAAAGCGAAGAAAAUCAUAAGUUCAAUUUCAUUGAAAUAAAUCUGUUUGUUGUAUUAUA